Messenger RNA from Naegleria lovaniensis, 702 nucleotides. RefSeq lists its product as uncharacterized. The coding region runs from base 1 to 702 and encodes 233 amino acids. Lineage: Eukaryota; Heterolobosea; Eutetramitea; Acrasida; Naegleriidae. The transcript has a single exon. The record is from RefSeq and is a predicted model, not a curated record.
AUGAACAACCAGAGUCGUGAGGAGAAUAAUUCAAACAACCCUCGUUUCACCUCCUCCCAUCAUCCAUUCCUUCAACCUAUAUUCCCACCAAAUCCCAAUCUUUUCACUCAAUUAUAUCCAAUCAUUCCACCAUUUCCUCCAAGAAUUUCAGAGCAAACAUCAACAAAGGACCAAGAAUCACCCAAGUUGGAACAUGUUGACAAGUCAUCGGUUACCAAUAUCAACCCCAUCAAAUCACCCAAUCCUACCAGAGAAAUUGAAAAAGCCUUUCAAAAUUCAAAGAGAGUCUUGGCGAUAAAGAAGCAACUACAAAUGAUAUACAAGCAUCCUUAUCAAAAACGUUCCAUGAUGGAACGUAUUGAUAAAUGGUGUAAAUUGAAAGGCGUUGGUGGUUUUGAUGGUUUCUCUAUCCCUCCAUACAUACCAAUGGCGCAAAUUAAAUUUUCGCCAUGUGAACAUAUUUUGAGUAAUCAUUAUAAGUGUGAGGAAGAAAGAGCAAAGAAGAAGAUUGCUUUUCAUUGGCAGAGAUUGGAAGUAUUGAAAGACGUAUCUACUGUUGAUAAAUUUGGAGACUUAUUAAGGACUGCUUAUUUGGAGCGUGGAAUUAGUAUUGAAUCUCUCUCUCGAUCAAGGAAAAGCAUACGCAACCCAAAAACAUUACAUGUUAUUAUUUUUAAAAUAAUUCAAUAUGGAAUGGAGUAA